This is a messenger RNA of Alligator sinensis (Chinese alligator), 3156 nucleotides long. RefSeq names its product coronin-7-like. The transcript is spliced from 20 exons. The record is from RefSeq and is a predicted model, not a curated record. Lineage: Eukaryota; Metazoa; Chordata; Crocodylia; Alligatoridae. Bases 16 to 2031 code for a protein of 671 amino acids. Gene Ontology annotation, molecular function: protein binding.
GGCAGUGGAUGCCCUAUGGACACAGUGGGCACCAUGAGCAGGGCUGCGAUCCCACUCUUCGACACCGACACAGGUCUCUUGGUUGUGGCUGGAAAGGGUGAAAACCUCCUCUACUGCUUUGAAGUGUCCCCCUUGCAGCCAGCCCUGACACAGGUUAACCAGUGUGUGACAGAGGGCAAGACCCGGGGCGCUGCCCUGGUGCCGAAGCUGGCACUGGACGUCAUGGCCUGUGAGGUGGCCAGAGUCUUGCAGUUGACAGACAGCUUCAUUGUGCCCAUCAGCUACACUGUGCCCCGUAAGUCUGUUCAGGAGUUCCAUGAAGAUCUCUUUCCUGAUUCUGCUGGGACCCUGCCAUCAGCAUCUUCCCAGGAAUGGUGGUCAGGAGACAACAAACAGGUGGGGAAGGUGAGCCUGAACCCAGCCUGGAGACCCAAGGAGACCUUCACCUUCAGCUUGUUCCCCCAUGCCCAGCAGGAGUGUCUGCCUCAUGACUCCAAGUGGCUAGAUGCUGGUUCUGUGGACCUGGACCGAAGUGAUGGCAGUGGCCUCUCUUCUCCCUCCAGCUCCCUGACUUCUCCCAGCAUGGCCCCAUCUGUCUCCACCACCAGUGGCUUUGCCAGCAGCUCCAGUCAAAGGUCCCUGCAGAGCAUUCUGGGCCCCAGCUCGAAGUUCCGCCACACCCAGGGAACAGUCCUGCAUCGUGACACCCACAUCACCAACCUCAAGGGGCUCAACCUCACCACUCCGGGAGAGUGCAAUGGUUUCUGUGCCAACCGGCAGCGCUUGGCAGUCCCACUGCUGUCAUCCGGUGGGCAGAUUGCCAUCCUCGAGCUCUCCAAGCCAGGCCGUCUGCCUGACAUCUCCAUACCCACCAUCCAGAAUGGGACGCCUGUCGCAGACUUCUGUUGGGACCCCUUUGACCUGCAGCGCCUUGCAGUCGCUGGGGAAGAUGCCAAAAUCCGGAUCUGGCAAAUCCCUCCAGGAGGGCUGCAGAAGACGCUGCUAGAACCAGAGGCUGUGCUUCGAGGUCAUACAGAGAAAAUCUACUCCAUCCAAUUCCACCCGCAAGCUGCCAACAUCCUGGCCUCUUCCUCCUAUGACAUGACGGUGCGGGUCUGGGACCUAUGUACCAAGCAGGAGGUGCUGUGCCUGAAGGGACACACUGACCAGAUCUUCAGCCUAGCCUGGAGCCCUGAUGGGCGGAAGCUGGCCACGGUCAGCAAGGAUGGCCGGGUGCGGCUCUACGAGCCCCGGCGGUCGCUGGAGCCCGAGCAGGAUGGCCCAGGCCCUGAGGGCAGCCGAGGUGCCCGUGUGGUCUGGGCAUGUGGUGGCCACUACCUGCUGGUCUCUGGCUUUGAUAGCCGCAGUGAGCGCCAGUUGUAUCUGUACAAGGCCGACUCCCUGUCUGCUGGGCCUGUGGCAGUGGGCACUGUCGAUGUGUCUCCCUCCACCCUCAUCCCCUUCUAUGACGAGGACACCAGCGUUGUCUUCCUGACAGGCAAGGGGGACACACGAGUCUUCAUCUAUGAGAUUGUCACCGAGGCGCCCUUCUUCUUGGAGUGCAACAGCUUUUCUUCCAGCGACCCCCACAAGGGCUUCGUGUUCCUGCCCAAGACUACGUGCAACGUGCGGGAGGUGGAGUUUGCCAGGGCCCUGCGUCUGAGGCAGAGCUCUGUGGAGCCAGUUGUCUUCAAGGUGCCCAGAGUCAAGAAGGAAUUCUUCCAGGAUGACAUCUUUCCCCCCACAACCAUGUGGUGGGAGCCAGCCCUCACUGCCACUGCAUGGCUCACAGGCAGCAACGCACAGCACCAAAUGUUGAGCCUCCAGCCCAAGGACAUGACUCCAGUGAGCGAGGCCCCGAAGGAUAUCCCAGUCAGGAAGUAUGCCCCAUCAUCUGUCUACCUGGAGGAGAAGUCUGAUGAGCAGAAGAAAGAGGAGUUGCUGAGCGCGAUGGUGGCCAAGCUGGGCAACCGUGAGGACCCCCUCCCUCAGGACUCCUUUGAAGGGGUGGAUGAAGACGAAUGGGACUAGUCUUGGCAAGGCAGUCCUGUUCCUUCAGCACCACAAUCUCCUCAUCUCUGAAGCUGUCUGGAUCCUUGCCUCCCUUCCUUGUAUUCUCAGGCCAAGAAGCCAGGCACCCCAAAGCCAGCGCCAAGGCUUCGCAAGCAACUGGACUGCACCCCACUCCAACGGUGCUUACUCUGAAGAAUCUCCCAUGCCCACCUUAGUGUGCAAACCUCCCUGGUGGAGACCUGGACCAUCUGCUGGACCUUCUCCCAAGUGCCCACGGAAGCCACCUGCCUUUCUAUCUGGGGGCUCCAAGUUCUGAGUCAGCUGCUGGUCCAGCAUCAUCUCUGCAAAGGAACUGGCAGGGUGUCUGAGGCCAAGCCCUCCUCUAGUCUCUAAUAAUCUGUCAGAGGAGGUGGGGAGGGGUGGUGCUGGCCAUACCUCCCCCUGCUUUGUCUUCUGAGUUUGCUUGCUCCUAGCUAGAGCAGUAUUAUGUCAGCAAGUCACACAGGCAUGGGGGCUAGCUGUGCUCUGGCUGGUUGUCAUAUACACACUUCUGCUGUGGGGAGUGCAGUGGGUUAGUGACAAUUCAGGGACCAACCAUUCCCCACAACUGCCCUCACUCAAGAGCAUGUGGAGAGGACAGGGCCUUGGGACUGUGCCGUCCAGGUUGGCCUGGCCCGAGGCAGCUGUGUUCAUGGCUGCAGUCACCCUCAGUUUUGCCAGAGAUAUGGCUCAGGCCCUCAUUCAGCACAGUGCCUAAGUGCCUCACUUCAAGCCUGUACUUACAUCUGUCCACAUUCAACAAAGGACCAGCACAUUGCUUGGAGGUACUGACUUGCUCUGUUUCUUUCACUUAAGCAGGUGCUAUUGAGACCAAAGGGCAUAGGUGGGCACUUUCAUAACACAGGGCAUGACCAGUUCUAACCCAGCACACCUGAUUGUAGACCCUACUGGUCCCAGCACAGCCAUUGCCUGGUGCUCUCUGAAUAGUAGAAAUGCCAGUGCCUCCCCACAGAGGUAAAGCCCAGUGAAACUUUUCUUGAGUUUACUGUGUGUCAGUUUUCUAUAGCAAGGGCACCAGCCCUUCCUGUUGUGCAUCAGUCCUUAGCCUGAAUCUAGAUGGCGAGCAGGGGCCGAACAACAGAG